Messenger RNA from Drosophila kikkawai, 3969 nucleotides. RefSeq names its product rad2 superfamily protein mus201 (gene mus201). Gene Ontology annotation, cellular component: nucleus. NCBI's taxonomy places the organism in Eukaryota, Metazoa, Arthropoda, Insecta, Diptera, Drosophilidae. Gene Ontology annotation, biological process: nucleotide-excision repair. Gene Ontology annotation, molecular function: single-stranded DNA binding; DNA endonuclease activity. The record is from RefSeq and is a predicted model, not a curated record.
ACACUGUUCGAUGCAUUGAAUCAGCUGUUGGCUUUACUUCCCGGCCCGCCAACGAAAAAAGCUAAUGUUUUAAGAGGAUUUAUUAUCUAUAUUGCAUGAUUUAUAACAGAAUUGUUGCUAUUUUGAAUCAUGGGAGUUACGGGCCUGUGGAAGCUAAUCGAGCCCUGCGGCAAGCCUGUGCCCGUGGAGACGUUGGAGGGCAAAAUCCUGGCAGUUGGUAAGCUUUUGAUUUCGCCGGCCCACGAAAUAGUCUCUGAUGCCAGUUCUAUACCUACAGAUAUAUCCAUUUGGCUGCAUCAGGUGGUGAAGGGCUUCCAGGACAACAAGGGAUCGGCCCUGAGCAAUGCCCAUUUAUUGGGCUUGUUCCAUCGCCUUUGCAAACUGCUGUAUUAUCGGGUGCGUCCUGUUUUCAUUUUCGACGGAUGCGUACCUCAGCUAAAAAGGGAUACCAUAGCCCGUCGCCAGCAGCAGAGAAAUAAGCUGAGCAACGAGGCCGAUCGCAUUCAGGCCUUGCUCCUGCAAUCACUGGCCAAAGAGAAGGUUGUCCAGCAGGCGCUGGGAAAGAAUGCAGAGCUCCUGCUGAAGUCACCAAUCAAGCGGCCGCCGCCAAGCAAGGCAAAGAACGACGAGGAUGAUUUGUUCAAGCUGCCAGAACUGCCGGCAGCUUUGGAGGCACCGGAAAGCGAUCAGGACUUGGCCGACACGAGUGCCAGCGCCACCUCGGAUAGUUCCUUCGACGAGUCCAACGCUCGGCAUGCCUACAACUCGAGUCUACAGGCCAUCGAUGUGAAGAGUUCGUACUUUCGAAACCUGCCCGCGGAUGUGCGCCACGAGAUUCUGACGGACAUCAAGGAAACGCGCAAGCAGUCCUCCUGGGGUCGACUGCACGAGUUGCCUGCCCGCAGUGAUGACUUCGCCUCCUUUCAAAUGAAGCGGCUGCUGAAACGUCGUGCCGUCCAGGAGAGUUUGGAGCAGGCCGAACAGGAGAUGGGCGGCGUCACGCUCACCUAUUCGGAGUUGUCUGAUUUCUUCAGCGAGGAGGGUAUUGUCACGCCGACGGCCAUUGAGCAGAGCACGCGACAGAUCAGCUCAGAUGAGCACACAAGAUUCCUGCUGGUCCGGGAUCUCAAGAAGAAGGCCUUGGCGAGCACCAAGCAGGAGGAGGUGAAAUUGGAGAAGAUUGAGGAGGUGCCGCCCAGCAGCGAUCAGGACGAGAAGCCAAGCACAUCCACCAAAGCAGAGUUCCGGGACAGGGACGAUCUAGGCACGGAGUACGAUGCGGACUUGGCCAAGGCCUUGGCUUUGUCCAUGGAGGAGACCAAGGUGUACGAUGAAAAGGACUACGAAUACGAUGCGGAUCAGGAGCUUCGCCUUAAUCGGGCACAAAGUAGGCAGCUGAAGAAUGCCGCCAAGGGCCCAGCCCGUGCAUACAUGAUCGAGUAUGGCGGGAUGAACGAGGAAGAGGUGGAAAAUAUAAUGGAGGCCACCCAACUGAAUGACACCCAGAGCCUUGAGAAGUUGCUGGAGAUCACAACCGACCACGUUGGCACGGCCAAUGAUACGAUUGAAGAGGUCAAACUUAUCUCAAAAGCUAUGGAAGAGAGUAGACAGAUUUCCCAAGCUAUUGAGGAGAGCAGACAGAUUUCCGGACCUAUUGAGGAGAGCAAAGGCAGCCAAGUUGAGGAUACCGACUCCUCUGACUUGGAAGAAGUUUUGGAAGCGGUGAAGCCCCUAGAGAUUUGUGUGGAUAUCACAAAGGACCCAAUGCCCGCAAACGAUCUCUUUGCGGAUAUAUUUGAGCGAACCGAUAAGGAAUUGGAGAAAUCCGAAACAGAUGAUGAUGAUGACUUCAUAGAGGUGAAAGAUAGCGAGGAAUUGGAGUUCGAUUCAGUGGAUAACGUCAUAGAAGUCAAGGAAAGUGAGGAAAUGGAAUUGGAUUCUGAAGAAAAACCAACAACUGAAAUAGAGAAACCAUCCGAGGAAGUCAUUGAAGUUAAAGACAGUCAAGAAAGUAUCCUAGAAAAUCAGGAUGAACCAAUGCCAGUUAAGCCAAAACCCGACUUGGACUCCAUACUAAACGACCUUCAAAGGGAAAAAGCUGCAGUAAAGAAUAUCCAACUGAAUUCAACAGAAGAAUCAGCAGAAUCAAAACCAAAAGUUCCACUUAGUUCCAUUUUGGAGGAUCUGCAAAAGGAAAUUAACGAAGUUAAGAACAUAAAACUAGAGCAAGUUAAACUAAACGAUGCCCCCAUUGAAUUGUCCUCCGACGAGGAAAGGGCGCCAAAGACCACAGGUGGAGAUGUGAUCGAGUUGUGCGACAGCGAUGACAAUAAAAACAUUCGCAUUUCGCCGAAUAAAACGCCCAGCAAGAACAAGUCCAUUACAGACUUCUUUGAUGUCAGUUAUGUGGUCAAGCGAACCCCUGGAAAGUCCCCAGGAACAGAUACCGUCACACCUCCCGGAACCCCCAAGGUCCCACAGCCGUUCUACAGAAAGCGAACGCCCAAAUCUGGACGUAAAAGGGUAGCCAAUGGCGACGAGGAAGAUAGCGAUGAGGGAGUUUCACCCACAAAAAGGCCUAGCAGGGCAUCUAAAUCCCUCUUCGAGGCUAAGACGCCAGAGAAAGAAAAGGAAAAGUCCCCAGAGAAGGCCGUUGAUACUGAGGUGAGUCCACAGGACCUCAUCAAAGAGGCUGCCGAUGCCUUGAAGUCCCAAAAAACCGCCGCUGAGCUGCAGGAGAUGGCAACGAAUUUGGCUCAGGAACGCAAGGACCUGGAGAUCGAGCGCAAUCGACAGGAUCGCAUGGGAAUGUCAAUCAGUCAGCGCAUGAGUAUUGAUUGCCAGGAGCUUUUGCGUCUCUUCGGCAUUCCCUAUAUCGUGGCCCCCAUGGAGGCUGAGGCUCAGUGCGCCUUCCUCAAUGCCACCGAUCUGACCCAUGGAACCAUAACGGACGACAGUGAUAUUUGGCUGUUUGGCGGCCGAACCGUCUACAAGAACUUCUUUGCCCAAAACAAACAUGUGCUGGAAUUCCGGGCGGAGCAAAUCGAGCAGACAUUCAACUGCAACAGGGGCAAGCUGAUCCAGCUGGCCUGCUUGGUGGGCAGCGACUACACCACCGGUAUUCACGGCAUCGGGGCUGUAACGGCCCUGGAGAUUCUGGCCUCCUUCUCCGGACAGGAUGCUGCUCAGACUGCCCAGGGGGUGUCAAACCAGUCGGUCCUGCAGACUUUGACUAAAUUCCGGGACUGGUGGCAGGCACACAAGAGCAGUAAUCUGCCUCCCGGCAGCUCGGCACGCCUAUCCCUCCGUAAGAAGCUAAAAAAUAUCGAACUACACGAGGGAUUCCCCAAUGGAGCAGUGGUGGAGGCCUAUCUUGCGCCCACAAUCGAUGACAAUCGGGAUGCCUUCAGCUGGGGUUCUCCGGAUGUGGAAUCAAUAAGGGAGUUCACGCGCAAGUCUUUCGGCUGGACAACCUCGAAAACCGAUGACAUUCUUAUGCCAGUUAUGAAGAAGAUUAACGAGAAGAAAAUCCAGGGUUCCAUCCGAAACUACUUUGCGGCCAAGAGCGCCUUGCGAGUACAGCAGCCGCAGGUGAGCAAGCGCGUCCAAUCCGCCAUUGACAAGAUGUCGGGCAAGAUCGAUGUGGAGACGCCGGAAAAGCCGAAGAAGGUGACACGCACCAGAAAACCCAAAACAGCCCAGGUGACCGAUGAUUCAGCACCUGUCGUAGAAACUUCUCGCCCCAAACGUGGCAAACGAAAGGCUGCCACUGAAGCAACUGAAGCGGAAUCGCCGGACCCCAACCAGCCUUCCACAUCCCAGUCGGUUCCAAAGCCAGAAAAGUGUCCUCGAAUACCGAACACCCAGGAAGUAAUACCUCAGCGGGAGCGAGAUCUCGAGGAGAUGCGCUUAAAAAAAGCAAAGGCUGCGGAGGUUCUAAAGAAUUCAGCAAAACCGAAGAGAAAAUAA